AUGUCGAAGAAAACUGAAUCCACUGCGUCUCUCAUCCCCAAAGAUACGAAAGACCCGUCGUUGGCGUCGCCUCCGAAGUCUGAUGGUGCGAGCGCUCCCUGGAAGACGUCUUCCUCUACACCGACUUCGACCACUACCACGGUUCCGACCAGUCUCUCUGACUUCGCUCAGAAAUCCAAAGACAACGGGUGGAAUGCUCCUACGCCCACUAAACCAAGCCUUGGUUGA
Molecule: messenger RNA, 228 nt
Organism: Marasmius oreades (fairy-ring Marasmius)
Lineage: Eukaryota; Fungi; Basidiomycota; Agaricomycetes; Agaricales; Marasmiaceae
Exons: 2
Coding region: 1-228 (75 amino acids)
Source: RefSeq, a predicted model, not a curated record